Molecule: messenger RNA, 4794 nt
Organism: Tympanuchus pallidicinctus (lesser prairie-chicken)
Lineage: Eukaryota; Metazoa; Chordata; Aves; Galliformes; Phasianidae
Gene: ANGPT4
Product: angiopoietin 4
Exons: 10
Coding region: 255-1829 (524 amino acids)
Biological process (GO): signal transduction
Molecular function (GO): receptor tyrosine kinase binding
Source: RefSeq, a predicted model, not a curated record
CAGAGGGGCUGGGGGUGCGCAGGGAUGGAGGGCAUCCGGGCUGUGUGUGUGUGAGAUAGGCGAAGAUGACGUGUGAAACUUGAUCUCCCCGCGGGCUGCCGCGGGACUCAGCCUGGCGAUAAAAGGCUGCGGGGCGGCCCGAGGCGGCUCAGAGAGCAGCGGGAAGCGAUGCCGGCCCCGCAGCGCUGCGCCCUGGGGUAGCUGCGUUGUGCCGGGGCUCCGGGGGGCGGCUGCGUGCGCCCCGUGCCCGCGCCAUGCGCGCGCUCAGCUUCGUGGCGUUGGCAGCGCUGUGCACAGCCGCAUCCCAGCGUAGGGCGCUGGACGUGGGCAACCGCCGGCGUUGGCACCGCGUGCAACACGGGCAUUGCAGCUACACCUUCGUGCUGCCCGAGGCCGAGCCGUCGCCGUGCCCGCUCGCCGUCCCCGGUCCCGUCAACGCGCUGCAGCGGGAUUCGCCGUCCGGCAAUGGACAAGCUGCCCGCGGGGCUACCCAGCGCCUGCAGCACCUGGAGAGGAUCCUGGAGAACAGCACGCAGUGGUUGCUGAAGUUGGAGAGCUCCAUCCAGAACAGCAUGAAGCCGGAGAUGGCGCGGCUGCGGCAGACGGCGGUGCGGAACCACACGGCCACCAUGCUGGAGAUCGGCAGCUCCCUGCUGAACCGCAGCGCUGAGCAGAGCCGCAAGCUCACCGACGUGGAGGCACAGGGAUGCUGGUUUCAUGCAGUCAUGUUCCUGAGGACGCUGGGGACAAGGAGGCGUUCUGCUGUGUGUGCCCACCCUCCCAAUGUCCCCGUGCAGGUGCUGAACCAGACGUCACGCAUCGAGAUGCAGCUGCUGGAGAACUCCCUGUCCACCACCAAGCUGGAGAAGCAGCUGCUGGUGCAGACAAACGAGAUCCACCAGCUGCAGAGCAGGAACAACAUCCUGGAGGUGCGGGUGCUGGAUAUGGAGGCAAAGCACCAGGCGGAGCUGGCAGGGAUCCGCUCAGAGAAGGAGAGGCUGCAGCACCUGCUGAGCAGGCAGAGCGGCACCAUCGAGGAGCUGGAGAAGUCUCUGCUGGCAGCCAGUGCCAACGCCAGCCUGCUGCAGCGACAGCAGCUGCAGCUCCUGGAGUCGGUGCAGAGCCUGGUGCGCCUCGUGGCAGAGGGUAGAGCCCUGCUGCCUGGUGAGGAGCAGCGUUUCCAGGACUGCACCGAGGUGCUCCGGGCCGGCAGCCGUGCCAGCGGUGUGUACACCCUGCACAUCACCAACAUGAGCCAGCCCAGGAAGGUGUUCUGUGACAUGGAGACAGACGGCGGUGGCUGGACGGUCAUCCAGCUCCGCACCAACGGCAGCGUCAGCUUCCAGCGGGGCUGGAGGGAGUACAAGCAGGGCUUUGGGGAUGCGGCGGGCGAGCACUGGCUGGGCAAUGAAGCCGUGCACCUCCUGACGAACCGGGAGCCCUACGUGCUGCGUGUGGAACUGCGGGAUUGGGAGGGCAGCCAGGUCUAUGCCCACUAUGGCAGGUUUCAGCUGGACAGCGAGCGGCUGCUCUACAGGCUCUCCCUGCAGGACUACAGCGGCACAGCAGGGCAGCAGAGCGGCUUGGCCAUGCAGGGCACCAACUUCAGCACCCGCGAUGCUGACAACGACAACUGCCUCUGCAAGUGUGCCCAGAUGCUGUCAGGAGGGUGGUGGUUCGACGCCUGCGGGCUCUCCAACCUGAAUGGCAUCUACUACCCGGCACGGCACAACAUCCGCAAGCUGAACGGCAUCCGCUGGCACUACUUCCAGGGCCCCAGCUACUCGCUGAAGGGCACCCGCAUGCUGAUACGGCCCGCGGGCUUUUAGCCGGCCAGAGCGGCGCAGCAGCAGGACGGAGCCCCUGGAGAGCUUCCCCCCAUUACUUUUUUCUCACUCCUGUUUUCUCUCAGAUCUCGGAGCUGACUCUGAGCCAGCCUCACCCCUGCAAGCUGCAGCGCGUGGAUCCCAUUCCCUCCUGGUUUCUCCCUGUUUCCCCCAUGUCUGUGGGGCUCCGGGCUCCGUGCUGUGCCAGAGUGUGCAUCUGGGACCACCAGACCUCCUGCAUGAGUCAUACAGGGUCAGGCAGACCAUAUUUUGCCUUUUCUAUAUAUUUUAGGGCACUGCCCUAAACUCCCCAUUGCUUUGCUUUUCCUGCAGGAUGAGCAGAACCGGUGCGUGAGCGCACGGCAUCCCUCCUCCCUGCACGGUCAUUAAGGGGGACACAGCUGUCCCCUCCUGCAUGCACUCUACCCAUGCAAGGGGAUCACUGGCUGUGCACAUCCCGGUGGGACAGGGACAGUACAAAGGGACAAAGGUGCCACCAGAGGCAUGGGGUUGGGUGCCAGCACACAGGGGUGGUGAUGGGGGUAGCACAUGGUGACGGGGCUGUGGUUUGAGGUGGGACAUAGGGAGCUGAGGAUGAUGAGGGAGCUUGGAGCUGGGGACGAAGGUGCUGGUAGGGCUGACAGGCCAUUUGUUUUAUUGGCAUAGAGAAUCCAGACUUGGACCCAGGCACAUUUGGUGACAGCCUGGAGAAUGUGGGGCAAAGCUCAGUAGUGUUUCCUUCUGCUGAGAAAAGCCCCCAUGCCCACCCAUGUCUUGGAUCUUGGCAUGGGAACCCUUUUAUUUUUGUAUUGAGAGAUAUUUAUUGGCCAAGAGCUGCACCAGGCAGCACUCAGCCUUGCCCUGAGACCCCCAUGCACAGCUCCCACCUUUGCCAAGUGCUCUGGCAGUGGUGGAGAUAGGAGCUGUGGCUGUGGGCUCGCUACUGGGGGCAGCAGCAGCACUGCCUCAGCCCCACGGAUGCAGUGUGUACAAUCUCCACAUAAAGGACCUUCCAGCAGUCUCCCUGCUACGUCUGCAUCAUUCAGGGGGGUGCAGCCCCAUCCUGACCCGCUGAGCGCUGACUGAGCUCAGAGCAUAGAUGAGGGCUCGGUGACACCCGGCUCCACAGCACUUCCCAUCUUAUCAUGGGCCACCCCUGUCCCCCUCGACUCUAUUGCCACUAGAGGUCCUCCACAGCCUGGUGACGUUGCACAGCAUCCCCAUCCAAGGGGGACAGGAGCAUUGUGCCCUGGUGGAUCCCCAGCAGACUCUGGGGACCAGCAGUGGUAGCAGCUCUGCCACAGGCCAUGAGCCACACAUCCCCCCCAACUGCCCCUGCAGCACCAACCCCUCAGACACUCCACAGACCUGCUUCUUCCCCUCCCCCAUUCAUAAGGCAUUUGCUAAUUAACACUGAUUAAAACAUGCGAUGCAGCUGGCACUUCCUCCAAGGUGCUCAUCAGAUCGUGUUUGAUAAUUGAAAAAUGGGAAAUGCAUUAAAGGUGGGAUCACCUGCAAGGCACUGUGGAUACGGCCAUCCUGGUGCUGCUGUGAACCUCUGCAUGCCCCCCAGCCCUGCUCCCUCUCUGCACCCCAAAUCCCGUCUCCUUGCUUUCCCCAUGCAGCAUUUGAGGAGGGCUGGGAUGUGAUCCCCAGGCCCUUUUCAUGAGUGACUGGGGAAGAAAAUGACCUUUGAAGGGUCAUCACUGCAAUGAGCCACGUAGAAACGUGGAACAAGAGUUAUGGGAGUAAGCAGGACAAAGGCAGUGGAAACCUUCCCCUGGUCAUUCCUCCUCUCUAUAAAUAACUGCGGGCUCAGCUGUGGCUCCAUGCUGAAACCGGAGCUGGCAGGGAGGCAGCUGCCAAGGAAAGUGAUCGGGAGUGCAGGGACAGGGCUGCCCUCCUGUCCCCAGCAGGGAUACAGAGACAUUGGGGCAUCCCCUGGGGGGAGCAAGGUGCCUCAAAUGUCUGGGCUGGGGGUGCAAAUGUGCACCAUGUGAGCACACGGGACUUGGCUGGCUGUGCAUGUGGUGUGCAGCCACCACACAUCCCAGCCGUGCAGCCCUAUGCAGGACCCCAGAACCAAGUGCUGGGGGCUGAGCCCCAUGUCUGGCUCUCUGGGGAGUCACCAGCUUCCUGUGUGCUGGCACUGCAGGAUCUCUUGGGCGUGUGCUUCCUCCCUGACUCAUUAUCAGGUGCUGUCCUGCAUCCUCCCCACCACAUCCUGCACCAACCUUGGGUGGGGGCUCCCAGACCUGUCUGGCUCCUUUCUGGGAGCCCAAUGGGUCCCGCACAACAGGGCUGGGGUGUGAGCAGCAGCAGGUCUGUGCCCCACGGGGGGAGCGCUGGGUGCGGGUAUUGGUGGCCUGGGUGCCACCUUCCCCAGCAACCCAGAUGGGCACAGUUUGCAGCAGCAUCAUGGGAUGCUUUGCUUUUCCCCUUGCAAGGAGCAGAGGGGCUGCAGGAGCCCUCACCCACCUGGGGAUAGCGCAGCACACGGCGCUUUCAUCUUCAAAGCACUCCCUGCAUCAUCUUUCAUCCUCACACCUCCCCAGCGCCUGGGAGGUCUCUCCUAUCACCUCCCCAUCUUGCAGCCCUGGGGAUGCAGCCAAGUUGUGGGGUGCUUUGCUGGAGCAAGCGCAGAGCAGAGCCCGGCAGCGUGCUUGGCACAGUGCUGGGGAGGUGCAGAGGGGAAUCCCGCUGCUGGGCUCUGCCAGGACCUGCCAGGAAGAAACCUUCCUCCUGCUGCAUCUGCCAGGCCCUGUGCUGGCACAGCAUGGCACAGCAUGGCACAACACUCAUGCUCUGCAAACACCCACUGGGACGCAGUGCCCAUCGUGUUGUUGAGUUUGGCAGGGAAGAGGCUCUUGGGGGCCUGCCCCAGUUCAUUCCCCACCACAUCUGAAGAGGGCAACACGCACGGCAUCCAAAGCACUGAAAUUUAAUAAAACUGACUGCAUUACUGUCA